Messenger RNA from Bursaphelenchus xylophilus (pine wood nematode), 1315 nucleotides. NCBI's taxonomy places the organism in Eukaryota, Metazoa, Nematoda, Chromadorea, Rhabditida, Aphelenchoididae. The record is from the annotation of a GenBank genome assembly.
AUGAGCAAUGAUCCAGAUCGAUGGGAACGAGCAAUGAAAGUGCUCUACGUCAAGGAAGGAUGGCGAUUUCAGCGAAAGCCGGAGAGUGUUGGUGAACUUCGAGACCAUUUCCGCGAUUGUGGCAUCAGACGGGAAUCUCUAUUCGAGAAUUACGUAAGGGUUUUAUUGAUAUCUUUGUCUUUUUGGAAUUCUGGACUGAACGGCAGAAACUGUUGUCAAGAUGUCUCAUACUUUCGUUUCAGCUGUUCGAACAAUACGCUAAGGAACGUCUGGCCAAUCGGAAGGCCAGGUACAACUUCUUGACGUUAUACGAUCUGGCAGACGAGUACAAUAAUUUUUUCGAUGAGAACGGAGAGCUGAAGGAAUCUGUUGAUGAGGCCGACGGGAGCUUUCAUAAGGUUAACGAAGAUGAACGUAUAAGUUUUCUGCGUCCCAGAGUUCUGUCAUUCAGUCGGUCUGAUCUGCCCGUUAAUCAAGAAUGUGAAAUGGUAUGUUGCUUGAUUAAGUAUAAUUGUAAUUUAUGAGAUGAUUACGGCAAUCAUUUCCAGACCAUCCGUCCCUCAGGUUCCAGAGAAGAAACUCCAGUAAAUCUACACGAUGAUGUCUUCCUUGCUACUGAAGAAAACGGUGUUGAGAUCCCAACGAAUAGCACUCGGAACAAGCAUCCACGAAAAGCUGAGCGCAAGGGAACCUUCAAAAAGGCCGAAAAGCCCACGACGUCGGUAUGUUACAGUUCUACCUAUUUAGUUUUUUGUUUGUUUAGAAGGCUGCUUCUGCAAAGCGUCAACCACUAACAGCCGAGCCUGAGGUUCCAAUGGCCAAGAGACUCCGAAGAAAAGUUGAACCAUUACCUCAACCGAGGAUUAGUGAAUUACCAUCUGAAGUUCUUCCACCUAUCUCCAGGAGGUUGAGAGAUCGGAAAGUUCAGCCCAAAGCUGCGGUCGCGGUGGGGGCAGGACAGCAAGCUCCAACAAGAUCGAGAAGGGUUGUUCCAACACCAAAACCAGAGAAAAAUGUUGUACCACCGCCUAAGCCGAGGAGAUCAAAGACCGUUGUUCCACCACCAGUUAGAAGAGCCAACAGACUCCACUCGACGCCUGCGGCCGAACCAAUCCGUGACCCUGCGCCCAAGAAACGAGGAGGUCGUUCCAAAAAGCCUGAUCCUGUCCCUGAUCAGCCACAACCAAAGAGGACCAGACGUCGUGCUCUAGCCCCGGAAGCCGAAGAACCAAGAAAUCAUCAGGCAGAAGGCGGCGGAGAUAAUGGAUCGAGAUACAAUUUGAGGAGUAGAACACCCAUUAAUUAUAAAUUGUGA